CGUGACGUUCCAAACCCGGAAGCGGCUGCUGUCACUAACAACCAGCACAACAAGAACGCGUUGUAUGAUAUAGGGGGUGACUGUCCUAUGUGUGUGCCCCCGGAGGUUCCACUAUGCGGGUACCGGGCGCGUUCAGUUGAUGGGGGUACGGAAGUGAUAAAUGGCUGCUGGAGGAGGAGGAAGAGGGAUGUAUCGGAAGGAGUUCCGGCCAGCUCAUCGUCUACCUUCUACUCGUUUAUUUUGAAGGUAAAGCAGCUGAAUUGUCGGAGGAACCUGAAGACUCCCAGGCGAGCACCAUGGAUCUGAAAUAUAAUAACGCAAGGAAGUACAUUUCCAUCAGUAUUCCAUCCAAAACGGAUGCUAUGUCCCCUCACAUCAAGUCUGUGGAUGACAUCCGGGUGCUUGGUAUUAAUCUAAGUCAGUUCCAGAAACCUGUUCAGUUUUUCAUCUGUGUUACUGGCGUUUUUGUUUUUUAUUUAAUAUAUGGAUAUUUACAGGAACUGAUAUUCUCAGUUGAGGGUUUUAAACCAUUUGGUUGGUACCUGACAUUAGUGCAAUUUGGAUUUUAUUCAGUAUUUGGACUAAUAGAAUUACAGUUGACACAAGAUAAACGCAGAAGAAUACCUGCAAAAACGUACAUGAUGAUAGCAUUCCUCACUGUGGGUACAAUGGGCCUUUCAAAUACUUCUCUGGGGUAUUUGAAUUAUCCUACUCAGGUUAUUUUCAAAUGUUGCAAACUGAUCCCUGUCAUGAUUGGAGGAAUAUUUAUUCAAGGAAAGCGGUAUAAUGCUGCAGAUGUGACAGCAGCUGUAUGCAUGAGCAUGGGCCUCAUAUGGUUUACACUGGCUGAUAGCACAAUUGCACCGAAAUUCAAUGUAACAGGUGUGAUGCUCAUCUCCAUGGCACUUUGUGCAGAUGCUGUUAUAGGAAAUGUGCAAGAAAAGGCCAUGAAACUACACAAUGGAUCAAAUUCAGAAAUGGUUCUCUAUUCAUAUUCCAUAGGAUUUGUUUACAUUUUACUGGGUUUGGGCAUUACAAGUGGAUUAACUCCUGCUGUAGCCUUCUGUUCCAAGUAUCCAUUUCAGACAUACGGAUAUGCAUUCCUCUUUUCACUAACUGGAUAUUUUGGAAUAUCGUUUGUACUUGCAUUGAUUAAAAUCUUUGGAGCUCUGAUUGCUGUAACAGUAACAACUGGGAGAAAGGCUAUGACAAUAGUGCUGUCGUUUUUAUUCUUUGCAAAACCCUUUACCUUACAGUAUGUAUGGUCUGGACUGUUAGUUGUACUUGGAAUUUUCUUAAAUGUCUACAGUAAGAAUAUGGACAUAAUUACGCUGCCCCAUCUUUACAGUUUUCUGAAGAUAAAGGGUUCAGAAGGAAAAUCACGGACGUUUUCACAGACUGUAUAACUUGGUUAACUUUAGAAUUUUUAUUUUAACUUCAGUAAUCAUUAAAUGAUUAUGUAUUUCCAAAGGGAAUUGGAUACACUAAGCAGAAGGUGAUGGCAUAUUGCCCGCUGCGUUACUGCAGAAGUGUAAGUCAAGGGUGAACUGUAUUUUGUUUUAUCACUCCACUUGCCAAAAGGCAUUUUCCAGGGGGCCAGGCGCCUUGGACUAUUCAGAUGAAGUAGGGUGCUGGAAAACCUUUGUUAGAAGUAUGUGGACUAUGACAUUUUACGGGACCAGCAUUGGAACUGUUUUUUUUCACCUUAUUGUUACAACAAACAGAUUCAGUGUUUUAUGUUUAAGAAUUGUCAGUAUCAUUCAAAUGCAACCAGUGCUCAUCAGAUCACUGAGGUAAAUCCUAGCUAUGUAGGACCAUUUUUCAUUUUUAUG
Molecule: messenger RNA, 1832 nt
Organism: Nanorana parkeri
Lineage: Eukaryota; Metazoa; Chordata; Amphibia; Anura; Dicroglossidae
Gene: SLC35B3
Product: solute carrier family 35 member B3
Exons: 10
Coding region: 297-1406 (369 amino acids)
Biological process (GO): transmembrane transport
Cellular component (GO): Golgi membrane; endoplasmic reticulum membrane
Molecular function (GO): 3'-phosphoadenosine 5'-phosphosulfate transmembrane transporter activity
Source: RefSeq, a predicted model, not a curated record